This is a messenger RNA of Lactuca virosa, 492 nucleotides long. NCBI's taxonomy places the organism in Eukaryota, Viridiplantae, Streptophyta, Magnoliopsida, Asterales, Asteraceae. The record is from the annotation of a GenBank genome assembly.
AUGAAGAGCUUCUGUUUUCUUUUAGUAUUGGUUCUCCUGGCAGCAGCAACUUCAUUAGAGAUAUCGAAGGCUGAGAGUACUUGCAAACCAAGCGGUGGUAAGUUUUACACCACAUACACAUGCUCGGCUCUGGGGACAAGUGAGACAAAAGCAACACUUACACUAAACAGUUUCCAAAAAGGAGGUGAUGGCGGUGGUCCAUCAGAGUGUGACAAAAAGUACCACUCUGAUGACACACCCGUUGUGGCAUUGUCAACCGAAUGGUAUAAAGGAGGGGACAGGUGCCACAAGUACAUUACCAUUAAUGGAAACGGGAGGAGUGUGAAGGCGAUGGUUGUGGAUGAGUGUGAUUCUACUAUGGGGUGUGAUGCCAUACAUGACUAUCAACCACCUUGCCCUAAUAAUAUCGUUGAUGCUUCCAAAGCAGUUUGGAAAGCCUUAGGGGUAUCCGAAAGUAACUGGGGAGAUUUGGAUAUUACUUGGACAGAAUGA